AUAAAAAUAUAAGUAAAAUCUAAAUAUUGAGUAGAAAAAGGGACAUUUGCGUAAAUUAACCCAACUAUUCCACAACUAUGAUAAUCGGCUUGGCCUCCGGUCAUAUUAUACCACCAACUUCUACAGCCUAAUAUAAAGAAGCUCUCUAUAGAAGAGCCAACUCUUCAGCAAAAAUGGAUGAUGGAAAUGGUGGGCCCUACUAUGGAUGCCACGUUGGAUCACAAGAUAUGAGGGUAGUCAACCGGAUAAUGCUAAGAUUCCGGCCAAUCGCACCUAAACCGGUUACCGAUGGUUCAGAAACUGGUUCUAAACCGGAGGACAUCGAGAAUGAACCGGUUACUAAACCGAGAAGGAAGAGAAAGUACGUUAGAGUUAAGAAAAAUAGCAAGUGUAACAAUAUUAUUGAAGAAGAAGAAAGGAAAGAUGGAUCUGUUGUAACCCUUCAGUUGCUUCCGGAGAGUAGCAGUAGCAGCGCGAACUUUCAAGAUAACGGAGCUUUACAAAAUGAAAUCAGUUUCUCUCAUAAGUAUGAUAAUAAUGGUAUCUUCGCCAUCAGUUCGCCAGAUCAGUUAGAUCUGAAGGUAGCGAUGCAAACACCAAGAAUGGUGGAGUCUUGGGUGAUGGUGGAUGGAGUGACAAAAACAUUUGCAGAUGAAGACGCUUUGUUAGGAAGUACGGACAUGGAGAAGAUGAAGAAUCUCGAGACGGACACGUGUCCAGGAUUGAUAUCGGAUGGCUUAGGUUUUGUGCAGUGGGUUAAUCAGGCAUAUCGGAGAAUGGUGGCAGAUCCUCUAGAAGACGGAGGACCAACAUCGGAGAUGAUGGUGAGGUUGGUUAUGAAGGAGAAAAUUAUAAGUGAGGAAUUGCCUAGAGCAUUUGCAUGCAGUGUAAGGGUAGUGUAUUCAUCGCAGAAUUCGAAGCAAUCACGAAUAAUGCCGUGUGAUGUGUGGAAAAUGGAGUUUGGAGGGUUUGCAUGGAGGUUUGAUUCUAAGGCUGCACUUAGCUUGGGUCGUUGAAGGAACAAAAACACCUUCACCAACCAAGAAAGCUUGCUCACAAGCCAGCAGGCCGGAACCAAGAUUUUCAUUAAGAAGAUUCAAAAUAUAAAGAAGUAAUCAAAUCCACCAAAAAGCUAAGGGGAUUCAACAUCUACCAUAGAUGCAUAAAAAAUAAUUUUGAAUAUUAUGUACAAUGUAAUUUU
This is a messenger RNA of Lycium ferocissimum, 1201 nucleotides long. RefSeq lists its product as uncharacterized. NCBI's taxonomy places the organism in Eukaryota, Viridiplantae, Streptophyta, Magnoliopsida, Solanales, Solanaceae. The record is from RefSeq and is a predicted model, not a curated record. Bases 174 to 1016 code for a protein of 280 amino acids. The transcript is spliced from 3 exons.